Neltuma alba is the source of this 423-nucleotide messenger RNA. RefSeq names its product metallothionein-like protein 2. Lineage: Eukaryota; Viridiplantae; Streptophyta; Magnoliopsida; Fabales; Fabaceae. The coding region runs from base 1 to 423 and encodes 140 amino acids. The transcript is spliced from 2 exons. Gene Ontology annotation, molecular function: metal ion binding. The record is from RefSeq and is a predicted model, not a curated record.
AUGACCCCAAAAGACAAAAGGAGAUUUAAUCGAGAGAAGUCGUCGUUGGAUGAUGAAACGUGGACGGUAGAUAUUGGCGUGGUCCGUCACGAAGGAGACUAUAAAUGGGGGUGGUUCAGGCGGCUUAAAUCAUCUGUGCGUGUGAUAUCAGUGGUUGGAUCUUCUUCUUCUCCUUCUCUCUGUUUGCUUUUGAGAAUCAACAUGUCUUGCAGCUGCACUAACUGUGGGUGUGGAAGCAGCUGCGGCUGCGGAAGCAACAUGUACCCAGACUUGAGCUACACCGAGAAGACGACCAGGGAGAGUCUGGUGUUGGGGGUGGCGCCGAAGAAGGUGGAGUUGGAGGGAGCUGAGACGGGCGUCGCCGCCGAGAACGAGGGCUGCAAGUGCGGAUCAAACUGCACCUGCGACCCCUGCAACUGUUGA